AAUGUCACUUGGGUGAACGAUGAGUCACGUGUAUGCUUUAUAAUUUCGGUGUUGGUUUGGGUAUUCACGGCGUCUGUAGUGCCUUAAAUGGUAUGCUGGCUAGGCACUCUUCUGUAUCGUAACCAAAGCUCGGAAAGUAUUUACUCAAUUCGCUUGAUUUUAUUGCAAUCGUUUUAUGACCAUAUUACUGUGCUUGCUUCCACGACUGGUUAGUGGUAUUACAGGCUACUUGUGGUCCCUGCUGUAACCAUGUGCUUUUACAUUCCGUCUGCACCGAGAUUACAUUGCAUGGCUCUUAUUGUUCUGUUAUGUCUUUCCUGGAGCUCCGUUGUUUCGCGCCAUCACUGACAUUUCCUUUGAAGUUUUCUAGGAUUCUUGGCUUUCAUUCAAUAACCCUCUUGCGAAAAACGCGAUUCAUGCGAGCUAUGAAUAAUUUUGAAUGGGUGCUGAGGAGGAGUGUUGCAAGAGGUUGAAUGAAACGGGGCGAAUGGUAGCUCAGUCAUGUGGCGCCCCCGUGUCUCUCCUGAUGCAAUGCCAUGAAAUCAUGAAAUAUUCUGGCCGCUAGAUUUGGGCAGGAGAGUGGUAGAGGUUCUCUUGAUACCAUAGAGAAAAAUAAGCAGGAUAUCGCAUACCAUCUCUUUAAUGCACCUUGCCUGAAACACAUCUUAUCACCCAGACACAAGACACACACACCACACACCUCUUCCCGUGAGGUCAGUGUGAAGAUAGAAUUUCAUCAGGUGACAGGUGAAAGCACGCUAACCUACUAACCAUAUAUGCACAGGCAGCGGCAGACUGAGCAGAGCCCUUCAGUAAGCCAACCAUUACGCCUACAGCCAGAGACCACCCUACCCGUCCCAAAUGAGGCCAGUGUGCUGGGAUUCACAUCUAUCGCAGAGAUAAGCAGCCCUGUUGUAGGAACACACUCGAGCCCUAGAUUGUAUGUUUCAUUCAAGGCUCACCUUCCCCCAGCUACAGUACAGCCACGCAUGCAGCUCCUACAGUGGUCAUAUCGAUGUACCCACACAUGAUAACCAAACAGGCACACAGCUCCUACAGUGGUCAUAUUGAUGUACCCACACAUGAUAACCAAACAUGCACACAGCUCCUACAGUGGUUAUAUCGAUGUACCCACACAUGAUAACCAAACAUGCACACAGCUCCUACAGUGGUCAUAUCGAUGUACCCACACAUGAUAACCAAACAUGCACAGCUUCCACAGUGGUCAUAUCGAUCUACCCACACAUAGCAAGAAAACAUACCUUUGCAGUUUAGCCCAUGUGAAGAGAUGCCCUCCUCCACCCUGACCCCUCAAACCCGUGUCUAACUCCAGCUCUCUCUCGCCUUCCUUCCGCUGCAAGCAUGCGCUCUCAAGCAUCCGCUCUGUGAGUGGCUACUUAAUCAAUGCAGAAUAAUAAACUCGAAAAGGGGGCAGCGUUAUUCAUUCUCCCCGAGUGGACAGUUAAGAGGAUAUUGAUUACAAGGAACGCUUCCAAGCUCAGCAAAAUCCGCAAUGCCAAUGACAUGAUGAAAUGAACAUUUGGUUAAAGAGAAAAAAAAAAAACUGCCGGGUGGUAAACAUACUCUUGAAAACACACAAUGUGACGAUUUGACAGCAGGGCUGGAGCUGGAGACUGGGGACCCGAGCAGACAGACCUCUUGGCCCGCAGGCAGCCUGUUUGAGCUGCUCUCUGGCCCUGUUGACCUCCUGAAGAGUAAAGGGCCCUCUCCAUGGAUAUAGACACAGACUAUGAGCGGCCCAAUGUGGAGACGAUCAAAUGUGUGGUGGUGGGCGACAACGCGGUGGGCAAGACGCGGCUGAUCUGCGCGCGCGCCUGCAACGCCACCCUCACGCAGUACCAGCUGCUCGCCACCCACGUGCCAACCGUCUGGGCCAUCGACCAGUACCGUGUCUGCCAGGAGGUGCUGGAGAGGUCCAGGGAUGUGGUGGAUGAGGUCAGUGUAUCCCUUAGACUGUGGGACACCUUUGGAGACCACCACAAAGACAGACGCUUUGCCUAUGGCAGGUCGGAUGUGGUGGUGCUGUGCUUCUCGCUGGCCAACCCCAACUCUCUGCGCCACGUGCGCACCAUGUGGUACCCGGAGAUCAAGCACUUCUGCCCCCGCACCCCCAUCAUCCUGGUGGGCUGCCAGCUAGACCUGCGCUACGCCGACCUGGAUGCCGUCAACCGCGCCCGACGCCCCCUAGCAAAACCCAUCAAGCCCACAGACAUCCUGCCUCCGGAGCGCGGCCACGAGGUGGCCAAGGAGCUGGGCGUGCCCUACUACGAGACCAGCAUCGUGGCCCAGUUCGGCGUCAAGGACGUCUUCGACAACGCCAUCCGCGCCGCGCUCAUCUCCCGGCGCCACCUGCAGUUCUGGAAGUCGCACCUGAAGAAGGUGCAGCGGCCGCUCCUGCAGGCGCCCUUCCUGCCCCCUCGGCCGCCGCGGCCCAUCGUGGGCAUCCCCGACCCACCGCAGGCGGACGGCGAGGGGCCGGACACGCUCUUCACGCGGCCACUCUGCGCCGACGUGCUCUUCCUCCUGCAGGGCGGCGCCGUGCGCGUCUUUGCCCACAAGGUGUACCUUGCCACCUCCUGCUCCAAGUUCAACGACCUCUUCACCAUGAGCCUGUGCGGAGGAGGAGCAGCAGCAGGAGGAGGAGACAGUGUGGAGAGCGAGGGAGGAGAGGAGCAGAUGGAGGGAGGAGGAGGAGGAGGAGAAGGAGAGGAGGAAGAGCAAAGCAGACGUGGAGCCAAAGAGCAGGCCGGCCGCACCAAGAGCCUGGACAUUGAUAAGGACGGGGGGGUGGGCGAUGGGGGCGCGCGGGGCGCCUGGCGUCCACUCCUGCUCCAGCAGGGCUCGCUCAGGACUUCCCAGAGCGACAACGCGCUCCCCGCCCGGGGACAGGCUUCCACCUCGGGGGCCUUCGGGACCGGACGCGCUCUGAUGGGCUGGGGCAGGGGCUUCCUGGGCGUCUGUCUGGAGCACGUGGACGACCCGAUGACUGGACGGCCGCGACUCAUGACCGUCGUCUCCAUGGACAGCCUCAUUCAGGAGGGCCCCUUUCAGGCGGUGCUACAGUAUUUAUACACGGGCAACCUGGACGAGGGCCGGGGCGACCUGAUGCAGGUGGCCACCAUCGCCGAGCUGUUGGAGGUGUUCGACCUACGCAUGAUGGUGGCCAACGUGCUGAACCGCGAGAGCUUCAUGAACCAGGAGAUCACCAAGGCCUUCCACGUGCGGCGGGCCAACCGCAUUAAGGAGUGCCUCAACAAAGGCACUUUCGCUGAUGUGGUGUUUCGGCUGGACGACGGCUUCCUGCCGGCCCACAAGCCCCUGCUCAUCUCCAGCUGCGACUGGAUGGCGGCCAUGUUCCGCGGCUCCUUCAUGGAGAGCUACGUAGAGGAGGUGGCGAUCCCCAACACUAAUAUGGCGUGUAUGCGGGCCGUGCUGGAGUAUCUGUACUCCGGGCUGCUGAUCCCUAGUUCUGGCCUCGAGCCUCUGGAGCUGAUUGUCCUGUCCAACCGCCUGUGCCUCCCCCGCCUGGUGGCCCUCACAGAGCAGCAUGCUGUGGAUGACCUGCUGCACAUGGCUGUGAAGGGGGUUGACAUUGACGGACAGGUGCUCGCUUACCUGGAGAUGGCUCAGUUCCACAACGCUAAACAGCUAUCAGCAUGGUGCCUGCAUCACAUCUGCACCAACUACAACAGCGUGUGUCGCAAGUUCCCCAAAGACAUGAAGAACAUGUCGCCAGAUAACCAGAAGCACUUUGAGAAGCAGCGCUGGCCGCCUGUCUGGUUCCUGAAGGAGGAGGACCGCUACAAGCGCUCGCAGAAGGAGCGCGAGCGCGAGGAGGAGCUGCUGCGCAAGCAGAACACCAAGAGGGGCUGGUGCUUCUGGAAGCAUCCAGCACCCUCCACCUCACACAUCUCCUGAAGAACCAACCCCAAACCACCACCACCUUCCCUCCCUCGCUCCCUCUCUUUUCCUCCCCCCCCCCCUCCUCCUCCUCCUCCUCCCUCCUCCUCCCAUUCAACCCACAACCUGUAGGAGCAGCCUUGUCACCAGUGUGACCUCCGCCCACUGGUGUGGUGGGUCUGUGUGAUAUAGUCUGUAAGCUAGCGCUACACUGCGUGAGGCUGGCCAGUGUGUCAGGUCUGCCACGGGAGGAAUAUGCCUCGGAGGCAGCUCAGGGGGACGCCUUCAGCCAGCAGCAGCAGCAGCAUUCUCUGUGCUGCUCAGUCAGCAAGGGAGACCGACUGUGGCCACGAAGCGCGGCCGUCCCGUCAUAGCUCCUGUGUGUGUGUGUGUGUGUGUGUGUGUGUGUGUGUGUGUGUGUGUGUGUGUGUGUGUGUUUGUGGGUGUGCUAGAGACUGUGCAGGAGAGGCUAGAGACUAACCCAAAGCCCCCUAGGAAAAAACAAACAAACAGACAUCGGAAUAAGCUGCCUUUUCCUUUCAAAGAUUUCUCACCGAACAAAGCCACAUGUAGUGUGUGUGUGCGUACGUGUGUCCAUGCUACUGCGUGGCUGGUUGUCCGCUGUGGAAACCUUACCCUCCCCUUCCUCAACUCUGUGAUAUUCCCUACCCACAACCCCCCCACAAUUAGUCUCAGAGAUGCACUAUACUUGAGAUUCUGAAACACCAGGAAAGAAAGGAAAAUAAAACAAACAAACAAUCGUCCACGCCCUCAGCCAGAGUGCCUGGAGCACCAAAGAGAAUCGAAACCCAUCAUUAAUGAGACUUAACAACACGCUUUACCAAACUCACCUGGGACACUUAAAUGGCAAGGCUGGAGAUGAGGGCUAUUCAACCACUGCCACUGAAGUAUUAAAACUCCCUUCUGUGUCUCCCUCACUCGUUUCCUGCUCAUCAUAAGCUGAUCGUGGACGCCACCUGCUGGAUCACCCAUUUCCCCACAACACUAGGGGGCAGUAUCACCUCUAUUACACUGUGAAUAUUUUUUUUUUUGUGUGCAUGUGUUCGUUUGAGGAACUGAGACGACUUGAAACAGGGACCUAAGCACCUGUGUGACUGUCUUCUCCCAGUUAACAGUAUCUGUGUAACAUCUACACUAUUGACUUUACUUUUACUUAUUUUUUUUAUUAAGGAGAUCCAGUUAACCCAUUUCUGUACAGCCAGAAACCAAAAGAAAGAGGACGUACUUCUUUUCCCCCCAUUCAGCCCUUGUUUUCUUCUGUCAUCUCUUCCCACUGCCUUUUAUCCAUCAGAGAUGAAGGGAGAGGGCACAAGAAGUACUGUAUGGCUGGAUUCAAAAUCUGCCAUCUCCAUUUUCAUUCCUGGUCUCCCUGCUACUUAACUUCACAGAGAGCAAAACAAAACACCUACCUGGGUUAGCUUAGGCUGGCUAACUGGCUACUUAAUAAGCUGAGUAAUGUGUAACUAAGUAAUUGAUGCUUCCUCUCACCACUUGCUUGUUCUGCUGGUUUUGGGUGAAUUGUUGCUUUAAUGUGAUCUCACGUGAUUGAAAAGAAGGGCACUUUCUAGUUCAUUACACACUUUUAGCUAAACAGACCUAUUUUCCUUAAGUUCAUUUUAUGGAAAAAAAAAAAACUUAAGGAUUCCUCAUUUUGUUCCCCUAGGAAUGAAGGAUGAAAUGAUGGGUUGUGAUUCUCGGCAGUGAGUGCUUCAUAGUUGUGAGGUAGUAUAAAACGAACUUGACUCUCUGCAAGUGCUGCAAACUCCUUAACAUUAUUGUGCCAUUCAAAUCUCUUCUUGGCUUGGAGAGUGUUUUUUCCUAUCCCCAGUUUAAAUUUCAGCUGUGUGUUUGCUUUUUGGAGAGAAGAAAGAGAGAGAAAACUUUGUGGGUGUGUUCUCACUUUGUUUUGAUGUGUUUGCUCUUCUUGGUAAAAGAGUUUCCUGGUGA
Molecule: messenger RNA, 5889 nt
Organism: Alosa alosa (allis shad)
Lineage: Eukaryota; Metazoa; Chordata; Actinopteri; Clupeiformes; Clupeidae
Gene: rhobtb4
Product: Rho related BTB domain containing 4
Exons: 11
Coding region: 1732-3939 (735 amino acids)
Biological process (GO): small GTPase-mediated signal transduction
Molecular function (GO): GTP binding; protein binding; GTPase activity
Source: RefSeq, a predicted model, not a curated record